Messenger RNA from Trematosphaeria pertusa, 1722 nucleotides. Its product is annotated as amino acid transporter. Gene Ontology annotation, biological process: transmembrane transport. The record is from RefSeq and is a predicted model, not a curated record. The transcript has 4 exons. Bases 1 to 1722 code for a protein of 573 amino acids. Gene Ontology annotation, molecular function: transmembrane transporter activity. NCBI's taxonomy places the organism in Eukaryota, Fungi, Ascomycota, Dothideomycetes, Pleosporales, Trematosphaeriaceae. Gene Ontology annotation, cellular component: membrane.
AUGUCGACCGAUGCGCCUCGCAAGCGCAGCGUCGCCGAUGAACCCGUCACGUCUGUGCUUCCUGGUGGUGAUGUACCGUACGACCCGACCCACGAGUUCGACGCCGACGAGGAGGUGCUGGCGGCUUUGGGUUACAAGAGCGAGUUUAAGAGAGAGUUUUCCUUGUUUACGACCUUCUGUGUUAGCUUUGCGGUGCUGGGGUUGCUUCCGAGUUUCGCGAGUACACUGUACUAUGGCAUGGGUUACGCGGGCACGGCUGGUAUGACAUGGGGCUGGAUAGUCGCUAUGGUUGGGAUCCAGUGCGUAGCGUGCAGCAUGGCGGAGCUCUGCAGUUCCAUGCCCACCAGCGGAGGUCUGUAUUACGCGUCUGCGGUACUUGCACCUCCCGGCUGGGGUCCUCUUGCGGCGUGGAUAACAGGAUGGAGUAAUUGGCUUGCCCAAGUCACUGCUGCACCAUCCGUGAACUAUGGCGUAGCUGCCAUGAUCCUCGCAGCAGGCUCCAUCCAGAACCCCGACUACGUGCCUACGGAAUACCAGACAUUCCUCCUCACCGUCCUCCUUAUGCUCAUCCACGGCGUCAUGUCCUCGCUCCCAACGAAGUGGCUCGCGCAGAUCAACUCAGGAGGCUCCACAUUCAACUUUAUCGCUCUAAUCAUCGUCAUCAUCAUGAUCCCCGCCGGCACGGACCGAGAGUCGCGCGGUCUCCCCAGAUUCACCUCCUCGAGCGAGGUCUGGGGGACUAUCUACGAGGGCACCUCCUUCCCGCCCGGCAUCUCCGUCUUGAUGUCCUUCAUCGGCGUCAUCUGGACCAUGAGCGGAUACGACAGCCCCUUCCAUCUUGCCGAGGAGUGCUCAAACGCGAACAUUGCGUCGCCACGCGCCAUUGUGCUUACUUCAGGCAUCGGCGGUCUGCUGGGCUGGUUCCUCCAACUCAUUGUUGCGUACACGGUCGUCAGCAUCGACGACGUGCUGGAGUCGGAUCUCGGACAGCCGUUUGCGGCCUACCUUAUGCAGUGCAUGUCGCAGAAGGCGACGCUGGCUAUCCUGUCGCUGACCAUCAUUGCGGGCUUUUCUAUGGGCCAGGGCUGCAUGAUUGCCGCGUCGAGAGUCACGUUCGCGUAUGCGCGCGAUGACUGCUUCCCGCUGUCCAGCUACUGGAAGAAGGUCAACACUACGACGCGCACGCCCGUCAACGCCGUGUGGUUCAACUGCGUCAUCGGCAUCAUUCUCCUGCUCCUCAUCUUCGGCGGGGAACUCGCUGUCGGCGCGCUGUUCUCCAUUGGCGCUAUCGCUGCUUUCGUCGCCUUCACAACCCCCAUCUUCAUCCGCGUCUUCUUCGUCGGCCACCGCUUCCGCGCCGGCCCCUGGAACCUCGGCCGCGCCAGCAUCCCCAUCGGCGUCGUCGCGUCCGCCUUCGUCGCUCUCAUGGUCCCCAUCCUGUGCCUGCCCAGCGUCACCGGCGCCGACCUCACCCCGGACAUGAUGAACUGGACCUGUCUCGUCUACGGCGGGCCUAUGCUGUUCGUGCUCGUCUGGUGGGCGGUUAGCGCGCGCAAGUGGUUCAAGGGCCCGAAGGUUAAUGUCCAGCAUCUUAUGCUGGGCCGCGCGGAGAAUGUUGUUGAGGGCGUGGGCGAGGGGAAGGCGGGGGAGAGGGAGAGCGAUGGGGAGAUGCCGGAGCUGGGGCUGACGGGGAGCACGGAUAAGCCGCCCGAGUUGAAGUAG